Messenger RNA from Papaver somniferum (opium poppy), 465 nucleotides. RefSeq lists its product as uncharacterized. Bases 1 to 465 code for a protein of 154 amino acids. The transcript has a single exon. The record is from RefSeq and is a predicted model, not a curated record. Lineage: Eukaryota; Viridiplantae; Streptophyta; Magnoliopsida; Ranunculales; Papaveraceae.
AUGGCCAAGUACUUUAAGAAAAACCCGUUAGAUGAGAAAUCUUUCAAAUCGGAUAUUGCAAGAUACAAUAGACUCUACGUUUUCUGCUUCAGUUUCGCAAAACUUGAAAGUCCCGUGUACCAGAAAUUCAACAAAUCUCUCAGCGACGACUUUUGCAGCAAAGUUUAUUUUGGGUUUAAUGGAUCUUUGUCAAGAAUUGUUGGACUGGAACCUAAAAACAAAAGAUCAACCAAAAAGAAGCUCAAGUCUGGAGACAAAACUGAAGAAUUGGAACCUGGCCUCCAUAAAAUUGGAAUUGCACUUGAUGCUGAUGAUGUUGGUGUUCUUUUAAAUGACAUAACCAGAGAAGGGGUGCUCAGUAAGUUCCGCGAGUAUGAAGAAUUGGACUUUGCAAAGCCAGGCAACACACCAAUGGAAACGUUGUGUUUGACAAGGAUGAGGUUCUUCCUCUACCUCCCCGUUUAA